Messenger RNA from Brassica napus (rape), 7039 nucleotides. Its product is annotated as zinc finger protein 7. Gene Ontology annotation, molecular function: nucleic acid binding. Gene Ontology annotation, biological process: DNA integration. The coding region runs from base 3889 to 6810 and encodes 973 amino acids. NCBI's taxonomy places the organism in Eukaryota, Viridiplantae, Streptophyta, Magnoliopsida, Brassicales, Brassicaceae. The transcript is spliced from 2 exons. The record is from RefSeq and is a predicted model, not a curated record.
UGUUGUCAUGUGCUCUAUGUUGUCAAGAGUAAUUAUAGUGUUUAGUUCAUUAGCAGACCCAUAAUUUUAUGUUUACCGGCAACAUAGAGACCAUGGUGUUCUGAGGAAAUAGAGCCGAUGGAACAAUCAUUUGUGAAAUGUGUUAGAAUGCAACUAAGCAAGUGGACGGAAGUAGAAGAUGUGUGAAAGCUAAUGAAUUGAAGUGUGCCCACGGGCCCAAAGACAAGUUGGGAUGGAAUUGGAACAAGAGUGGGCACUGUCCAAUCACUCAAUGCAUAAAAGACAAAAGAAAUAAAGAGACACCACUAUAUCUUUCUGUUUUGCUACAAUCCCAAUAUUGAUUUUUUUCUUUGCUAGAUUUGUUCCACACACACAACACCCUGUUUAUAAGGAGACCCAUUCACUAUGAUAUAGUCAACAUUUGCAUGCAGGGGCGAAUCCAAGAGUGAAUUUUACUGGGUUCGCUAAUUUUUAUAAAUAUUAUGGAUGCAUGUGUUGUGAAUAACAUUUUCAUGUAAAAAAUCUCAAUCAACCUUUUCAUUUAACUUGUUGUUUGUUUAAUUAUUAUAUGACAAGUUAUUAUGCAGACUUGCGUUUUUGCAUCGGUCAUCUUUAAAGUUAGAUCCAUAUUCAUCAAAUUCAACUACCAAACAUUACCUAACAAACAUACAUAGCAACAAUUCUUUUAACAUUUAACUUUAUUCAUCUUCUUCCUCCUCUUCAACAUGUAUAACAACAAUUUAACCAAACAAAACAGCUUAUUGUAUUCCGCACGAGUUACUGGUAACAACAACCCACACGGUAUCAAAGAAAAUGUUUUCACCUUUUGAGAAAGAAAAAGAAAAAGAAAAGUUGGAUAGAAAAGGGACAAGAAAGCAAAGACUUUAAAGUCACAUGUAAAAUUUCAGAAAAACACAAAUAAAUGUACACAUCAAAUAUAAAAGGUAAAGCCGGGGGAAUGAACGUAUGGGCUCCAUGCAACAUUAUCAAAUGCCUUCUGCAUCUCAAUUAUUUUUAUUUUAUUUUCUAUUUAUAUAUCGUAUGUACUCAACUCUGCGAUUCAAUUAUUAAAUGUUCAUGAAAACCUUUCUGAAAAACUCUGACGGGGGAGAUAAAAAAAUUAAUGUUUUUACACUUUAAAAUAUGCAGUUUGUAUUGUUCUUGUUGUCCUGAGAAAUAUUAAGAAUUAACUAAAGUGAUGUAGUCUAAUAGAAGGUGACCUUUGGGUUGAUAAAUAAUUUGGAUGGUUCAAAUGUAUUUUAUUAUGUGGCUAAAUAUAUACGAAUCCAUUGUUUACAACUUAUUUGCAUACUUCGAGAAUGGGUGUAUCCUGCACUUUUUUAUAGAUCAGUUGGGGUAUUUCCAUCUUCAAAUUGAGAAGAAAUAAGAAUUGAGAAAAAUGAUACAUAUUCAUAUUAUGUAUAUUUUACUGGGGUCAAUUUGAUAACUUGUAUAUUUGAAAGGGGUCAACAAACCAAUUACAACAUAUUUUCUCUAGAAAAUACAAGUAAUUUUUUUUUAAACAGGAAUCCACAUGGAUCACUUGACCCCCGUGGUAUAACCGUAGUUCCGCCACUAAAUCAUAAACUAAAACUAUAUAAAUAAAUAAAAACUUCAAAAAGUUUAUAGGGUUUACCACAUCACAAUAAAGAACGCAUAAUAAAUAAUACGUAGACGUGAAUACCAACGCCUAUUACGGCUACACCUUUACGAACACUAUUGUUGUAAAAACAUAUAUAGUUCUUUACAAAAUGUAUUUAACUUUAGGGAGAAUUCGUCAACUAACCAAAUUUUUAUUGGAAAUAAAGGAUAUAGCAAUAAUUUUGAAAUAAUUAAGUUCAUAACAAAUUUUUACGAAUUUCAUCUGGUUUUACCGUUUUACUUUCUAAGUUAUCGGUUACAGAAAGAGAAAAAAAAACUGAUGUCAUCGACGAUUUAGAACAUGUGGACAAGAUGAAAAUGCACUGUGAUCAUAUUAAACAUAUAACAUAAUGGCACUUAACUAAUCACCACAUACAAAAGCUCAAUUUUUUAAACAAAAUACAAAGGAACAACCGAACAAACAUCAACCCACAUUUUCUAUAAACUAAAUCCAAAACACUAAUCACUAAAUCAUAUAAAGAAAUAUAAACCUAACCUAAAUAUCAAAAUAUGCGAUUAACAUUAUCAAAAUAGAAUACUAACAACCAAAAUAACAUAGUACAUAUUGUUCAAAUUUUGAAAUGUCUAUGAUUACAGAGAAUGAGGUGAUGCUUACCCCAAUGUUAACACAAACCUUCCAUAAACUAAACCCCAAACACUAAUCACUAAACUCUAAAAGAGAAUAUAAAUCCUAACCCAAAUAUUAAAAUACACAUAUAGUACAUAACCAUUAUCAAAAUAGAAUAGUUACAAACGCGAUAGCAUAUUGCAUAUUGUUCAAAUUUUGAAAUGUCUAUGAUUAUAGGGAAAAAUGUAAUGCUUACACCUCAACGUCAACCAAACCUUUAAUAAACUAAACCCAAAACAUUAAUCACUAAACCCUAAAAAAAAAUAUAAACUCUAACCCAAAUAUCAAAAUAUGCACAUGAUACGUAAUAAGAAGCAUUAUUGAAAUAUAAUAGUAACAACCGAAAUAUCAUAGUACAGAUUAUUCAAAUAGUAUAGUACAACCGGAAACAUACAGUACAAACACGUGGUGGUAGUGGUUACAGCGGAAGAGGCGGUGACAGAUAUCAAAGAGAUGGUGGUUGUUUUGAAGGAUAUGAUGGCAAAAAUAUGAAAACGAAAAUUAUAGAUUUAGGUACAAAAAAAAUUUGUGACGGUGGUAGUUACAGCAGUGGCGGCGGUUAUCGGAACGGUGGCGGUUACCAGAACAGCGACUGUGAUUACCAAGUAACCGGUGGUCAUGGUUUUGGAGAAAAUUGUGAUGGCUGAUAUAGAAAAGCAUUAUAUAGCGGUCAUGGUGAUUAUGAUAAUGGUCAUGGUGAUGAUACGUUGAUGAAAGAAGAUGUGAUAUAUGUGGAUAUAGAAAAAAUAAUAUUAAUUAGGAGAGAAACACUUACCGGAAGAAAAUAAAGUAAGAAAACAAAUAGAUAAAUAAUAAGGGCAAUAUAGUAUAUAUUGUAGAAAUGUUAGAAGCUUUUUAUUUUUUAGUUAAAUUCUUAAUUAUAAUUGUUUUCAAGGCUACUGGAUGCAAUUUUCCUUAACUUUAUCCAAUCAGGAAAAAUAUAUUCUCUCCGUUUUUUAAUAUAAGUCGCUUUAGAAUUAUGUAUAUAGAUUAAAAAAUCAUUAAUUUUUUAUAUUUUCUAAACAAAAACAUCAUAAAUUAUUUACCUAACCACAAAUCAACCAAUAAUAAAAUAGAAGAUAUAUUAUCAUUAGUCAUAUAACUGUUAAUAAAUUUUCCAUAAAAAACCGAAAACGUCAUAUAAUUUGGAACAUAAAUUUUUUUUAAAAAUAAUUUAUAUUAAAAAACGGAAGGAGCAUGUGUUUUGCUAAAUGUGCCAUUGUGCCCCUAGAAAAAGGUCGUUGAACUAUUGAAAAAAGAACUAUUGAAAGAAAAAAACAUAGGUCUAACUGGCAGAGACUUUAGAAUCCCACAUGUGUUUCCACCAGACCAUUAAUUACAUCUCUCCAACAUUUGAGUUUGCCAUAUUGGUUUAGGCACAACUCUCUCUCUCUCCUUCAGUACAUCUCUUAUUCUUCUGCUUUUCUUUACCAAUCCUAUCUCUUCUCUCUGGUUUUUAUUUUCUUUACAUCUGGAUUCACCCAUUUUUGGUAAACACAAAGAGUACCAGUCAUCGUAGAUUCUCCUUCCUCCUCUUCUUAGCUCCCACGUCAACUACUUCCAGCUUCUGUCGGCUGUUUCUUCCCAGAUCUCAACCAAUCUUUGACCGUACCUCGAGGAUGCUGAUUGGAGCGGGUGAAAGAGAAGGAGAGGGAUUGUACCGUUUUCGAGGGAUUGAGUCAUUGACAUCGUUCCAGACUACUGUUUCAGAAGAUCCAGUUCUAUGGCACCGGCGUCUAGGGCAUCCGUCUUCUCACAUUACGGCUAUGAUUCCUGCAUUAGAAAGUUCAUCAUCUAAACACGAUGAACAUAUUAUCAAGUCUUGUGAUAUUUGUUUUAGAGCUAAACAGACCCGUCAGAGUUUUUCAGAUAGUAGUCAUAAUGCAAAAGAGAUUUUUGAUUUAAUCCAUUGUGAUCUUUGGGGACCAUAUCGGACAACAGCACUUUGUGGUUCUCGUUAUUUUCUUACUAUCAUUGACGAUCAUUCUCGAGCAGUAUGGUUGUACCUUCUGCCCGACAAAACUAUGGUGGCACAACAACUUAAAGACUUUAUGGCUUUAAUUGAGAGACAGUUCUCAAAGAAGGUUAAGACACUACGGAGUGACAACGGGACGGAAUUUAUGUGUCUUACAAAAUACUUCAAAGAACAAGGGAUCGUUCAUGAGACCUCCUGCGUGCAUACACCUCAACAAAACGGACGUGCUGAGCGUAAGCAUCGGCACAUUCUCAAUGUAGCACGAGCUCUUCGGUUCCAAGCAAAUUUGCCGAUUGAUCUUUGGGGAGAAUGUGUUCUAGCCUCUGCUCAUCUAAUUAAUCGCACACCAUCUUCUCUACUCAAGAAUAAAACACCGUUCGAGAUUCUUCAUGGCCAGCCACCAUCACUGUCUCAUCUCCGUGUGAUAGGAUGUUUAGCAUACGCUCAUAACAAAAACACGAAGGGUGAUAAAUUCGCAUCAAGAAGUCGGAAGUGCAUUCUUCUGGGAUUUCCAUCUGGCACAAAAGGAUGGAAAUUAUAUGACUUAGAGCAGAAAGACGUAUUCAUCUCCAGAGAUGUUACUUUUCAAGAAAAUAUAUUCCCAUAUAUGGAUAUAACAACUACAGAAACAUCAGACGUCUUACCUUCUAUUGUGCUACCUCCAUCAACUCUGACAGAGGAUCACAACGAUUCACCAUUACAAUCAGUUAUUGACGAUGCUCCGGUAUCUUCGUCACCUCCUUCAGCAAUUAAUAUUCCUCCAGAAACAGAACAUGUCGAUCCCGAGCCUGUGGUUACAGAAGUUGUACCAGAACCUUCAGGUCGAGGUCAUAGACCACGUGUUCCAUCAACACGAUAUCGAGACUACGUUAUUAAUACGGUCACUACAAUCCCUACUCAAACUCCUUCUCUCCCGUCUUCCAUACCUCAGCUAUCCUCAGGUUCGUUGUUCCCACUAUCUGCUUAUCUAUCAUAUGAUCGUAUUUCAUCAAAACAUUGCAGCUAUCUUAUUGCCCUGGCAACCAAUAUCGAACCAAAACACUUUCGCGAAGCAAUGAAACAUAAAGUUUGGCGAGAUUCAAUGAAGUCUGAGAUAGAUGCUCUUGAAAGACAACACACAUGGGAUCUUGUCGAGCUCCCAUCUAACAAAAAGGCUCUCGGAACCAAGUGGGUGUAUACAAUUAAACUUCUCUCUGACGGCACAAUCGGCCGGCACAAAUCUCGCUUGGUCGUCUUAGGAAAUAAUCAGAAAGAGGGUCUAGACUAUACCGAAACUUUUUCUCCUGUGGCCAAAAUGGUAACUGUCCGUAUAUUCUUGGAUAUCGCGGCAAAGAAAAACCAUGAAAUUCACCAGAUGGACGUCCAUAACGCAUUUCUUCAUGGAGAUCUUCAAGAAGAAGUCUAUAUUAAGGUACCUUUCGGUUUUUCUAAACCUGACGAUAAAAGGGUGUGUCGGUUACGUAAAUCUCUCUAUGGCUUAAAACAAGCUCCUCGAUGUUGGUUUGCUAAGCUAGUGGAGGCUCUUCUCGCAUACGGCUUCUCACAGACGCAUUCCGAUUACUCAUUAUUUGUCUAUACAAAGGACGCCAUCUCUCUUCGGAUUCUAGUUUACGUUGAUGAUCUUAUCAUCUCUGGGAACUCAUCACCAUCAAUCACUUCUUUCAAAUCAUACCUAUCAACAUGCUUCCAUAUGAAGGACCUCGGGCCUCUAAAAUACUUUCUUGGUUUAGAAGUGGCUCGGAGCCCCGACGGUAUUUAUCUUUGUCAACGAAAAUACACCUUGGAGAUUAUUACAGAGUGUGGCUUACUUGGGUGUAAACCAGCUGGCUCCCCUAUGGAUCAAAAUCAUCAGCUAGGACGUGCUACUGGAGACUUUCUUUCUGAUCCUGAACAAUUCCGUCGUCUCACCGGACGUCUCAUCUAUCUUCUAGCUACUCGGCCUGAUCUGGCUUAUUCAGUCCAUAUUCUUUCACAGUUCAUGCAAAAACCACGUGAGGAACAUUGGCUUGCUGCCUUAAAAACCGUUCGUUAUUUGAAAGGCACAGUCGGACAAGGUGUUCUUUUCAGGGCCGAACCUACGUUUUCUGUUACCGGCUGGUGCGAUGCUGAUUGGGGAGCAUGCCCUGCAACUCGUCGCUCGCUUUCUGGCUGGAUCAUUCAGUUUGGGACAUCUCCUAUAACUUGGAAAACAAAGAAACAAGAUGCAGUCUCACUCUCCUCUACUGAAGCCGAGUUCCGUGCGAUGAAAGCAAUCACACAAGAACUCAUCUGGAUUAAAGAUCUUCUCAACGAACUUGGGAUCGCUCACCCUGCACCAAUGUUGAUCUGUUGUGAUAAUAAAUCCGCCUUAUACAUAGGUGCUAAUCCGGUUCUACACGAAAAGACAAAGCAUAUGGGUAUUAUCUGCAAGUUUGUUCGCGAACAGAUCACUAAAGGUGUGGUCAAAACAACUUAUGUUUCAACUCAUGAUCAGCUCGCGGACAUUUUCACUAAAGCUUUGGGAAGAAGAGAGUUUGAUGCAUUUCUUCUCAAGUUAGGCAUCAAUAAUAUUCAUGCUCCAACUUGAGGGGGGGUAUUGGAGUAUAAUUCCUAGAUAACUUAGGAAUUCUACUAAUUAGUUUUAGAUAAGGUUUAUCUAUACUUUUCCUAUUUUAGCUUUGCUUACCUUGGUAUAUAAACCAAGCUUAUUCAUCAAUAAAACUCAACUUACUUUGAUCCCAAACUAGAAUUUGUCACACUCCAAACUGUUUUCUCUAUCUCUGAUCUUCGAUUCUUGUCUACGAUCCUUAACUGAU